Glycine soja is the source of this 1107-nucleotide messenger RNA. RefSeq names its product homeobox-DDT domain protein RLT1-like. The transcript is spliced from 5 exons. NCBI's taxonomy places the organism in Eukaryota, Viridiplantae, Streptophyta, Magnoliopsida, Fabales, Fabaceae. Gene Ontology annotation, molecular function: DNA binding. The record is from RefSeq and is a predicted model, not a curated record. The coding region runs from base 193 to 1107 and encodes 304 amino acids.
AAUUCAUUAACUACGUGUUGCUAGUGAUCUUCUGUAGCAGCCUCUUGAAAUUCAUAAACCUAUUUUUGCUAUGAAAUCAUUUCCUUAUACAUAUUUCAACAAAACAAGUAUAUUUCCUCUUCAAGAUUCAAAGGAAGCAGCUUUCUUGCACUUAAGGAAAAUUUCCCAACAUUAGGUCGACUUUGAUUGUCCAUGCAUCCAUCCUUUUCCAUGUUGUCAUUGCAGUUAAAAGUAACUGAGUUGCAGUCUGAAGAAAAUAAAUUGUCUAUGGAGAAAAAUAAGAAAAGAAGGCUCAAAACACCAGCCCAGCUUAAGGCCUUGGAAGAUUUUUAUAAUGAUAACAAAUAUCCCACGGAGGAAAUGAAAUCAGAACUUGCCGAUGAGUUAGAAUUGACAGAAAAGCAAAUAUCUGGAUGGUUUUGCCACAGAAGAUUGAAAGAUAAAAAAAUGUUGAAUGAUGAAGUAUGUGCUAAUGGACGACAAGAUCGUUCAAGUGGUGUCAUUCAGGAUCGUGGCAGUGGUCUAGUGCAGGAUUCAUGCGGAAGCACUAAACAUGUUCACUAUAGGUAUCUGGAUCCCAAAGAGGUUGAGAGUCAUGGCCUCUAUAACCAUGGAUUUUCAGCUGCAGAUAUAACCUAUGGACACAAAAACCAUCGUUAUGCAGAAAAUGAUAGUGCAACAGAUAACACAUCAUCUGAGAGUAGCUCAUCUUUGCAAGAUCGAUUGCUUUGUCAAGGACAGGAUCCGUAUGAUAUGGAGCCUUCUAGUCAUGUAACACCUAAUGGAUCUCUUCUGCCUCCCAAUACCAAGGGUGCAAAUAACAUGGGACAUAAACCAUCAGGAUAUUUGAAAGUGAAGGGAGAGAUAGAGCAUGCUGCUAUUACUGCUGUUAAAAAGCAAUUAGGAAAGCAUUAUCGGGAAGAUGGUCCACUACUUAGUGUUGAAUUUGAUACAAUUCCUCCUGAGGCAUUUGAAUGUCAAAUUGCAGAUCUAGCUAAUGAAGCAUACUAUGCUGCAAAUCCUGCUCUUCCAAAUUCUCCAGAAGUCUCUGCAGUGAAAAAACAGUCCAGUCUCAGUUCUACUUGUAAAAAGCAGCUAAUGUUGUGA